Molecule: messenger RNA, 1527 nt
Organism: Naegleria gruberi
Lineage: Eukaryota; Heterolobosea; Eutetramitea; Acrasida; Naegleriidae
Exons: 2
Coding region: 1-1527 (508 amino acids)
Molecular function (GO): protein binding
Source: RefSeq, a predicted model, not a curated record
AUGCAAACAGAACACGUUAUGAAUUUACCACACACAAACAAGGAGUUGGACAAUUCGGAAGCCAUUGAUUGGGAGCAAGAAACUUUAUUCGAAUUGGGUGAAAGUAGCACUGCCUCGGAAGAAUUACAAAAAAUUGAAACUCCUCUGAAGAGAAUAUUCCUAUUAAAUACGAAAGUGGGUUCGGAAGAAGUGGAUGCAAUAUGUGAAAAUUCAAAUUUUAAAGGAUUGAAGAUUUUACAAAUUUUGGGAGGAAAUUUAGACGAAUCAAGUGUUAGAAAGUUAGUUUCUAAUAGUGAAUGGGAAGAAUUGGAGGAAUUGAGAUUAGUUGAGUGUGAAUUGAAUGAUGAAUGUUUGGAUUUAUUGAUGAAUCAUUCAAAAUGGAAUCAAUUAAAGUUAUUGGAUAUUAGUAGAAAUAAGAUUACGAAGAAAGCAUUGGAAAAUUGCAUGAAGGAAAUGAAAUUACCUUCUUUGGAAUAUUUAUUUGUGGAUGAAAACUUUGAAAAUGAUGACAGUGAGGAGGAAACAACACCUGAUCGUCACAACUUGAAAGUUUUCUAUUCGAAACAAGGGGAUGCAAGCAUUCAAAUCGAUCAAGUUUACACUCAUUUAUUAUUGAAAAAAGCACUAGUCUACUCUAAAGAGAAAACUCCAGAAAAAUCAUUGGCACUAGCUCAAUUACUUAGAAAUACCUUCAUUCUUCCAUAUGAAGCAAAGCAAAUUCAUUCACUUAUAUUAGAAAGUGCCAGAUCAGGUUAUCCAGAAGCUUAUUACUUUGCUGGUAUGCUAUUCUAUAAGGAGUAUUAUCUUGAAUUUGACUUUAUUUCAAAUCCAUUAAAGACCAAAUUCCUCUCUUCAAGUAAUACAACAGCUAGAGUUUGGUUUGAGCUUGGAGCUGAAAAGAACAAUCCAGGAUGCAUGUAUAGAUUGGGAGAGUUUUAUGAAUAUGGAAAAUCAUUUGAAAAAAGUGAUGAAAAGGCAUUGGAAUGGUAUAAUAAGGCAGCUGAUUUAAAUUAUCCAGAUGCUUUAAUGAGAGUUGCUGAAUUCCACUUUUUAGGAAUUGCCACACCAGUUGAUGAUUUGAAAGGUUUAGAAUAUUUAAAAAAGGCAGCAGAUAAUGGAAAUCUUAAGGCACUUGGUUUAUUGGCUGGAUUCUAUGAGGAUGGAAAGGUUUCAGAGAGUGGACAAGUAUUACUGGAACCUAACUUGGAUUUGGCAGAUCAAACCUAUUCUAAAUAUUUGUCAAUCGAUCCAAAUAAUUCUGGUAUUUUGUUUAGAGCUGGUUGUCUUCAUAUGUUUGAACAGGAAUGGGAGCAAGCUGAUAUGGAAUAUGCUUUUUCAUGUUUACAAAGAUCAUCUAAAUUGGGAAAUUCUAGAGCUAGUUUCGUAUUAGGAAAAUUCUUUUUGGAUAAUCAAAAUGGAGAGUUGGCCUAUUCAUUCUUCCUUAUUGCCAAAAAACAAGGACAUCCAAAGGCAGAUGAAGCACUUUCAAUAUUCGAUGUUAUCGAUUCCAGAAAUCCAGAUAACUAG